Menidia menidia (Atlantic silverside) is the source of this 1434-nucleotide messenger RNA. The record is from the annotation of a GenBank genome assembly. NCBI's taxonomy places the organism in Eukaryota, Metazoa, Chordata, Actinopteri, Atheriniformes, Atherinopsidae.
UUGCCCCGCGACAGACAAGCAGCAGCGAACUCGGACGGAACUUCGUGUCGCGCCGCGCGCAUUUUUUUUUGCUUUCGGACAGGCGGCCGAGGCGCACAGCCACGCACACUCGGGACUCCGGAGAGAGCCACAGCGGUGACAUACACCAUGAGCGGCUGCCUGCUGGCCCUGCUCGGAUUGUGGUGGAGCGCGUAUCACUGCACGUCGACGGCCGCGGGGAGUCACCACCCGCUGGACGCGAGCAGCGAGGCGCACCCGAGCUUCGUCCACAGGCGGCUGCGGACGCACGAGAGGAGAGAGAUGCAGAAGGAGAUCCUGUCCAUCCUGGGGCUGCCGCACAGGCCGCGGCCGCAUCCGUCCCACGGGAAGUUCAACUCGGCGCCGCUUUUCAUGCUGGACCUGUACAACACCAUCUCCAGCGACGAGAAGAGCCACGUGGAGGGCGUGCUGGACAGGUACCAGUCCACGCGCACGACCGUCAGCCCCCCGCUGCCGUCCUAUCAAGAAACCGCGUUCCUGAACGACGCCGAUAUGGUGAUGAGUUUCGUUAAUUUAGUGGAGAACGACAGAGAGCUCUCACCGCGCCGGCGCCACCACAAGGAGUUCAGGUUCAAUCUCUCCCAGAUCCCGGAGGGCGAGGCCAUCACCGCCGCCGAGUUCCGCCUCUACAAGGAGUGCGUGAGCCGAGCGUUCCGCAACGACACCUUCCUGCUCAAAGUCUACCAGGUGGUCAAGGAGCAUCCUGACAGAGAGGCGGAUCUCUUCAUGUUGGAGUCUCGCAGGCUGUGGGCGGCCGAGGAGGGCUGGCUGGAGUUCGACAUCACCGCGACCAGCAACUUGUGGGUAAUGAGUCCGGGACACAACCUGGGCCUGCAGGUCAGCGUGGAGACCAGCAGCGGGCAGAGCAUCAGCUACAGGGAGGCGGGCCUCGUGGGUCGGGACGGCGCGUUGGAGAAGCAGCCCUUCAUGGUGGCGUUCUUUAAAGUCAGCGAGGUGCACAUCCGCUCCACCCGCUCCACCGGCGGGAAACGUCGGCAGCAGAAUCGCAACCGAUCCACGCAGCCGCAGGAGGGAUCCAGAGGGCCCAGCCCCGCAGAUUACAACAGCAGCGACCAGAAGACGGCGUGCAGAAGACACGAGCUGUACGUCAGCUUUCGGGAGCUGGGCUGGCAGGACUGGAUCAUCGCGCCCGAGGGCUACGCCGCCAACUACUGUGACGGAGAGUGUUCCUUCCCCCUGAACGCCCACAUGAACGCCACCAACCACGCCAUCGUGCAGACGCUGGUGCACCUGAUGAACCCCGAGAAUGUCCCCAAGCCCUGCUGCGCCCCCACCAAGCUCCACGCCAUCUCCGUGCUCUACUUCGACGACAACUCCAACGUCAUCCUGAAGAAGUACAAGAACAUGGUGGUGCGCGCCUGCGGCUGCCACUGA